Messenger RNA from Sebastes umbrosus (honeycomb rockfish), 4231 nucleotides. Its product is annotated as SNF-related serine/threonine-protein kinase-like. Gene Ontology annotation, molecular function: protein serine/threonine kinase activity; tau-protein kinase activity; ATP binding. The transcript is spliced from 8 exons. NCBI's taxonomy places the organism in Eukaryota, Metazoa, Chordata, Actinopteri, Perciformes, Sebastidae. Gene Ontology annotation, biological process: intracellular signal transduction; microtubule cytoskeleton organization; protein phosphorylation. The record is from RefSeq and is a predicted model, not a curated record. Bases 485 to 2893 code for a protein of 802 amino acids. Gene Ontology annotation, cellular component: cytoplasm.
AGCGCGAGAGAGAGAGAGAGGGAGCGAGAGAGAGAGAGGGAGGUUUAGUUUACAGUGUGACAGACUUACACGGGGACUCAUUGGACUAGUCGUUGCCCGGUUCUCUGUCAGUCGGUCCCGGUAGUGUUAAACUGAACGCCGGAGGAUUUCAUCCCCGUUAAACCGGCCCGUGGCUCCGCAACACUCCCGCAGGUUUAAAGAGGAGCCGACAGGACGUGUUGGUGUUGGAGCUGCUCCACAUCUCUCUGUGAUCACGAGAAGAUGGGAUUGAAUUGAGCACCGGCAGGCAGCGCAGCAGGACAGAGCUCUGUGAAUAUUUGCUGUCACCAUCCAGCAAAUCCCUGAAGCUCCCUCCAGAGACCCGGACUGAACCGCCGCCACAAACCUCACCUAACUUCAACCUACUCGGGAGGAGAUGGAGAACUGACCGGAGACCAGCAGGCAACAGAAGGCAGCUCUUCCUUCCCCCCGUCCACCAGCAGCCAUGGCGGGGCUCAAACGUCAUCGUGAUGGGAAGAUCGCCGGGCUGUAUGACCUGGACAAGACGCUGGGCCGCGGACACUUUGCUGUGGUCAAACUGGCCCGACACGUAUUCACUGGAGAAAAGGUCGCAGUGAAGGUGAUAGAUAAGACUAAGCUGGACCCGGUGGCGCGUGGGCACCUAUUCCAGGAGGUGCGAUGCAUGAAGAUGGUGCAGCACCCCAACGUGGUGCGCCUCUACGAGGUCAUCGACACGGCCACCAAGCUCUACCUCAUCCUGGAACUGGGGGACGGAGGAGACAUGUACGACUGCAUCAUGAAGCACGACGGAGGCCUCACUGAAGAGGUGGCCAAGUGUUACUUCGCCCAAAUUGUCCACGCCAUCUCCUACUGCCACCGGCUGCACGUGGUGCACAGGGACCUGAAGCCGGAGAACGUGGUGUUCUUCGAGAAGCAGGGCGUCGUCAAGCUCACCGACUUCGGCUUCAGCAACCGGUUUCAGCCCGGGAAAACACUCAACACCUCCUGCGGCUCGCUGGCCUACUCUGCUCCCGAAAUCCUGCUGGGGGACGAGUACGACGCUCCCGCUGUGGAUAUCUGGAGUCUGGGGGUGAUCCUCUUCAUGCUGGUCUGCGGUCAGCCCCCCUUCCAGGAGACCAACGACAGUGAGACGCUCACUAUGAUCAUGGACUGCAAAUACACAGUGCCUCCUCACAUCUCCCAUGCAUGCAGAGACCUUAUAGCCCGUAUGCUGCAGAGGGACCCCAAGAAGAGAGCGACCCUAGAGGAGAUCGGGGCCCACGAAUGGCUUCAAGGUGUCGACCCCUCGCCGGCCACCAAGCUGUCCACCCCUCUGGUGUCCCAUCGCAGCCUGUCGGAGGAGGAGCACGGCUCCAUCAUCCAGCGCAUGGUGCUGGGCGGCAUCGCAGACCGAGACACCAUCACUGAGGCUCUGGAGUCGAAUCAGUACAACCACAUCACAGCUACGUACUUCCUGCUGGCCGAGAGGAUGCUGAGGGACAGGCAAGAGAAGGAACUGCACAGCCAGAUACGAUCACCCAGCCCCAGCAAGGCCCAGUUCAGGCAGUCCUGGCCCACCAGAGUGGAUGUUCACCAGGAUGUCAGUGACGGUUUGGGGGGUCCGACUAUCUCCCACCCCGGGGGGCCACAGUCACCUGCCCGCAGUGCUGAGAGCCUCCACAAAGGCCCCCGGCCCAAAACGGCUCUGCUGGACGUCAGUCAGCGGCAGGAGAACCACAACCUGGCUUCCAGUCAGCAGCAGCAGCCUGCACGACAGAACCAGGAGAGGGGGCUCAGGCCUCUGGUGAAGCCCCACUCCAACCCCCUCAGGCUGGGUUCCCUGACCUCGGUGGGGCCUUGCAAAACUCGUAGUCCCAGUCUUUUCAGCGUGGAGGAAGACGAGGAAGAAGAAGGGGAGGAAGACAAAUGUUUACCCCCUUCUGCGCUACCUGCUCAGGUGGUGCUUCGCUGCAAAGCCUCUUCCUCAUCAUCUGCUUCCUCUUCUGGUAAUCGGCUGACGUCCCGUAUGAGCGCUCCAGUUCUUAACCAGAUCCAUGAGGAGGAUAGAGAGGAUGAGGAAGAGGAGGAGAGGAGGGAGAUGCAUGGGUUCGGCCCACCCAAACCCAGCCUCAGCCUCAAUCUGAACUCUAGAAUAUCAUCGCUCCCGACGCUCAUAUCAUCGCCACAAACUGUUGGUUUGACAGCACCGGUCGCCGUUUUCACCCCCAGCUCAGAGACUAGCGACGACGACACGGAAAGUCACCACAAACCAGAUACGGCGACUGUAGGUGGACGAGGGGAUGAGGGAGAAGGGAGGAAGGAGGGUAGAGAGAAAAGGGGAUCAGAGCAGGGCAGUCCCUCCAACUGUGCCAGUCCUGGAUCAGGUUCGGCCCAAGGCAAGGGCACGGCCAAAGCUGCCAGCGGCCUGGUGGAAAGCUUAAAGCUGAUGAGCCUGUGCCUGAGCUCGCAGUUCCACAACCUGACAGGGGGAGGAGGAGGAGGGGGCGGUGGGGGCGGUGGUGGUGGCGGUGGCAGCGGUGGCGUUGUCGUGGGGGACACCCAGGACCGCCCCAUGUGGAGGAUGUGCAUGGGCGGCUCCACCGGUAGCCUGGAUAAGGUCUCGCUCCUGGGUGGCCCGUCACCCAGGGGGAACCUGUACCACCACCAACCCCCGCUGGGAGACGUGCUGGCAGACCCGCUGCUGGAGGGCCCCUGCACGGGCACGCUGAGGCUGGGAGAGCUGGAUCUAGCCCGGGAGAACCACCGGAACAUGAAGAACCGCGUGCUGCAGAUGCCUCUGAGCGACAAGACUCUGUCCGUCAACAUCCACCGGAGCCCCAAGGAGGGUCUGCUCUGUACUCCCACCCCACACAGCUGCUGCCAGGUCAUCUAGAGCGCCGCUGCAUCAGCUGCCGCACCUCCACGCUCAUCUAUACAUCCCCUUAUCAUCACCACUGGCUCACGACUUCACGUUAUUUUUGCAUUUUAUGCCAUUUCCUAUUAUUUAACACUUACGACGGAUAACUGGGAGAACGUCCAAAUGCCUACUUUGCACAUUUUAGAGACGCAAAAAGUCUCCAUGGAGGACACUGGGUGCCAUGCCAAGCAUGUGAAGCACUUUCAGCAGAUUAAACAGGACACUAAAGGGACAUUUUAACCCACUGGUGGGUUUAGAAAAGAGACAUUAAGUACGGAUACAGAAGGUGCUCACAUCCCUGCUCUUACACACUUAAAUAUAUAUAUACAGUAUACUGUAUGCACACAUUUUGUGCACACCCACACCUACAUCACUCUCUGAUAAGCUGACAAAAAGGGAAAAGCUGAUGUUUUAUUAUCAUGUUACAUAUCGUCUUCUGUUGUACUCGAUGCUGUUUUUUUAAAUGCCAUUAUUUUUAUCUGUUUUGAGAUUUUAUCCGCUUUUUUUAUUCUGACUGAAAGUUACGCCUGUGUUUUCAUUCAGAGGAUGAAAAUGGACAGGAGCACUUGAGUACGAUGUUGGCACACACAGUAUUUUGUAGUCGAUCACUGUUUUAUUUUUCUAUCUUGCUCCGCAGACUCGGAAAGGAAAAGGCACACUCACUUGUCAAGUCUCUGCGCGGUUACGCGGCGGAGUUUGUACAUAUGUGAAUAACCUCCUAGCAGUACUCUGUACCCGUUGUAUUGACGGUAAAGUUGUAAACCUAAAUACUAGAUAUACCAUUAUGCUUCACUCCUACUGGAUAAUCAAGGUUUUGGUUGAACCCAGAGUUAGAAAUGGCUGGAAAAGAAAAUGAAACUAAAUUAUUAUACUGGCAGCUCUUUAAAUUCAAAGCGAAGGACCUCUGGGUGGAGCCGAAACCGUGUUCAUCCCGUAGCUUUCCAGGAUCCACUGUAGCCACUGUUGUAGCGUAUUCCAAGACAAAAACAACAAAAGGGGUUUCAAUACAUAACAACGCCGCCUCGUCAAGUAUCGGUCUGUGUAACUGGAUGUGUGACCCACCCCUAGUGGAAUAUAUAACUUGACAGUGCAUGUGUUUUGCUGUAGCAACCUUACUCUUACCCACUGAGGUCAAUCCACCUGCUGUAUCUACCUACGUAACAGAUUCAAACGGUCACUUUACUGUAGCCUCACAGCAAUACCAGCGACUGCAAAAUGUACAACAAAAAUGGAUGUGCCAUAAAAUCUGUCUUGAGCAUAUUGUACUGUACGUACUGUAUAUGAUAGAGAUCUAUUAAAAUGAAAUGACGUGAA